AGGAUAGAGUUCGAUGCAACGAUGCAGAUGUCACACCAAACGGUGACUCCGCCGCCAGCAAGCGACGAUGGCUCUCGCAGCAGCAGUAGCAAUACCGCCACCGUGGAGGCGCCACCCCCAGCGAAGAAGCCAAGGGCAGAGGCAGGUCCUCACACCAAGCACACACCAACACCGCUCUCCUCUCCGCUAACCCUCUCGCCAGACGCCAUGCCCACGAGUAAUGCGCUGCUCACGGCGCGGCUCAAAAGGGAGAUAAAGAAAAUCUGGGCGGCUGAGCGCUCUGCCUCGGCUUCCGCUACUUCCUUGACUGACACCGUGAGAAACAGCAGUGGUAACAUUGCCUCGCUUAUUCCACCCUUCAAGGUCGGCACCACAGAAAUGUAUCGUCGCUUCCCUCAAGCCUACGACCUCCUCAUGCACCACCACAACUGCAGUGCGCUGCAGACGGUACUGUUGCGCGACAUCAUCGGCCGCAUCGAGUCCGCAGCUGCACGCGCCGUCUCGACAGAGGAGAACGCGCAACCGCAGCCGCCGUGGAUACGCGUUGCUGAUUUCGGCUGCGGCACCGGUCGCAUUGAGGCGAUGGCGGCGCAGCACCGAGCCGUGCAAGCGAUCUACGCCUACGAUAACGAGGUAGCCAUGUUGCAGCAGUGUCUUCUGAAUACGGUGCGUAGCGCUGCGCGGUCGCAACACUAUCGCGGUGUAUCCUUGAGCCCUGCCGCGACGACCAUCCCCUCGCCUUCGUCGUCCUCUUCCGCCCCCCUGCCCUCUAUUGAGAUUUGUGCGGAGGACAGUGGUAGGUGUGACACGGCGACGACGGCGAAGGAAGGCGCCGUCGGGCGUGACACGCCAGCGAUGCUGCAGCUGUGUGUGCGGCCCGUUCCUUUUCAAGCCAUUCAAGACGGCUUUCUCGCCGCGACGCACCACCCACGCUGUUCGUUGAUGGUCUGCGCGUGGUCGUUGUCCUAUGUCAUGCGCAUGCAGUGGGGCGAGGAUCACUGGCACGCCGCGGUGGAUGCCGUGGUGGAGGCGAUGAUACAUCGUUUAGACACCCGCGCUUCCGAUGCCGCCAUCGUCAUCGUGGAAACACUUGGGAACGGGUCAGCGGAGCCGACGCGCCAGAACACCUACACGCAACGGCUGGAAGACCACUUUGGUUUCACGCGGACGUGGGUGCGCACGGACUACGAGUUUGCGACGAAGGCGGAUGCCGAGCGCAUGGUGCGCUUCUUCUUCGGUGGAAAGAUGCUGUCGAGGCUGACGAUGGAUCCCGAUGGUGUGAAGUGGCGUUUGAUGGAGUGCACUGGCAUCUGGACGCUGUGGAAGACAAGGCAGCAAUGA
Leptomonas pyrrhocoris is the source of this 1341-nucleotide messenger RNA. RefSeq lists its product as hypothetical. The transcript has a single exon. NCBI's taxonomy places the organism in Eukaryota, Euglenozoa, Kinetoplastea, Trypanosomatida, Trypanosomatidae. The record is from RefSeq and is a predicted model, not a curated record. Bases 22 to 1341 code for a protein of 439 amino acids.